Molecule: messenger RNA, 2932 nt
Organism: Pistacia vera
Lineage: Eukaryota; Viridiplantae; Streptophyta; Magnoliopsida; Sapindales; Anacardiaceae
Product: cell division control protein 48 homolog C
Exons: 10
Coding region: 152-2593 (813 amino acids)
Biological process (GO): ribosome biogenesis
Cellular component (GO): nucleus
Molecular function (GO): ATP binding; preribosome binding; RNA binding
Source: RefSeq, a predicted model, not a curated record
UUCGUCUGUUAACCCUAAACUUUAUGCUUGGCUGCAAUGUUGUUUUGGCGGAAACUAGCGGGAAAAAUUGCCAUCCUUUGAAGGUUGAAACCUUUAAUUUGUAUAGAAGUAGAGAGAUUGAACUAAUCAGAUUCGAAAACAAAAGAAAUAUAUGGGGAGAAGAACAGGAGGCCGAAGUUUCAACGCUGGCAUUCUCCUCCGCCGUGUCGAAUCAUGCAAGAAGACUUACUCAACAACCAAACAACUCGUCGAUGAUCUCCGUUCAAAUUACCCCGAUUAUAGACGACUAAAGGAACACGAUUUCACUAAAUACGUAGAAAAAACUCUAGAUUCAUCUCGCCGAAACAUGAACAAACAUUCAACUUCAAACGGCGCUGUUUCGGCUUCAGCUUCACCGAAAAAGAAUCAAAGGAGAAGAAUUGACGGUGACGAAGAGAGACUACAGAGGUUGGAGAAUCAGCAUGUUAAACGAAGGAAAAUGAGUGAUACGACGUCGUCCGAGUCGAGUUCGGAGUCCGAUUCGGAGUCGGAUGAUGAGGAAGAAGAAGAAGAAGAUGGAGCGGUUUCGACUUCGGAAGAUGCUAUUUAUGGAGAGAAAGUUGAGCCGGAGUUUGAUUUAAUGAAGUCUAUGUUACGACAUACAUAUUCGAGUAAUUCGAAGUUGAAGAAUGAAGAGAAGAAUGUAGAGAUUGAAGAUAGUGAGAGGAAGGUUGAGUUAAUUAAUGGAAGUAAUAAAGUGUCAGAGGCUGAGAUGAAGAGAGAAGUGGGCUCAGGUUCGGGUAUUGGGGAUGUGAAGGGGAAGGAGGGGCCAAGGUUUAGGGACUUGGGAGGGAUGGAGAGUGUGCUGGAGGAGUUGAAGAUGGAGGUGAUUGUGCCAUUGUAUCAUCCACAGUUGCCGCGGUGGCUGGGAGUGAGACCAAUGGCAGGGAUUUUGUUGCACGGUCCACCUGGGUGUGGAAAGACCAAGUUGGCUCAUGCCAUUGCCAAUGAGACUGGUGUUCCUUUUUAUAAGAUUUCGGCUACUGAAGUUGUGUCCGGUGUAUCUGGUGCUUCUGAAGAAAACAUCCGAGAUCUUUUCUCUAAAGCAUACAGGACUGCACCGUCUAUUGUAUUUAUUGACGAGAUUGAUGCAAUUGCUUCUAAAAGAGAGAAUCUUCAGAGGGAGAUGGAGAGACGGAUUGUGACUCAACUAAUGACUUGCAUGGAUGAAUCUCAUAGACUUGUACAACCAAGCGAUGAGAAUUCUAACUCGGAUAACUCUGAUUCAAGACCUGGUUAUGUUCUUGUAAUUGGAGCUACUAACAGACCUGAUGCUGUUGAUCCUGCACUGAGGAGGCCUGGAAGAUUUGAUCGUGAGAUUGUUCUAGGUGUUCCAGAUGAGACUGCAAGGAUACAUAUUCUUUCUGUGCUUACCAAAAAUCUGAGAGUCGAGGGGUCUUUUGAUCUUGUCAAAAUAGCCAGGUCUACCCCAGGGUUUGUUGGAGCUGAUCUGGCAGCCCUUGCUAACAAGGCUGGAAACCUUGCCAUGAAAAGAAUCAUAGACCAAAGAAAGUCUGAGCUCUCUAAAGAUUCUAUAUCUGAGGAACAUACUGAUGAGUGGUGGAGGCAACCAUGGUUGCCUGAAGAGAUGGAUAGGCUUACAAUAACUAUGGCUGAUUUUGAGAUGACAGAGCCAAUUUCUUUUUGUCAUAUCCGUCAGGAAGCAGCUAAAAUGGUUCAACCCUCAUCAAGAAGAGAAGGAUUCUCUAGCAUUCCAAAUGUUAAAUGGGAAGAUGUGGGCGGGCUUGAUUUCUUACGACAUGAGUUUGACCGCUACAUAGUUAGGCGUGUAAAAUUUCCAGAGGAGUAUGAGGGAUUUGGGGUUGAUCUGGAGACAGGAUUUCUGCUUUAUGGGCCACCAGGCUGUGGUAAAACACUUAUUGCCAAGGCUGUUGCCAAUGAGGCAGGAGCCAAUUUCAUUCACAUCAAGGGCCCUGAGCUCCUAAAUAAAUAUGUUGGAGAAAGUGAGUUGGCAGUUCGUACAUUAUUCAGUCGUGCAAGAACUUGUUCACCAUGCGUACUUUUCUUUGAUGAGGUGGAUGCUCUGACAACAAAGCGUGGGAAAGAAGGGGGUUGGGUGGUUGAGCGACUUUUGAACCAGUUACUUAUAGAGUUAGAUGGAGCAGAGACGCGGCGGGGUGUUUUUGUCAUUGGUGCCACCAAUAGGCCUGAUGUGAUGGAUCGUGCAGUCUUAAGGCCUGGUAGGUUUGGUAAGCUUCUUUACGUCCCUCUGCCCACUCCGGAUGAGCGUGCAUUGAUCUUAAAAGCUCUUGCGAGGAAGAAGCCUAUAGAUGCCAGUGUGGAUUUGUCUGCCAUUGCACAUAUGAAGGCCUGUGAAAAUUUAAGUGGAGCUGAUCUUGCUGCACUGAUGAAUGAAGCUGCAAUGGCUGCUUUGGAAGAGAAAGUAAUGUUAAGCAAAAGCUCCUCAGAUCCAACUCCAUUCACAAUCAAGAUAACUCAUUUUGAACAAGCUCUAAGUAAAAUCACACCAUCUGUCUCCAACCAGCAAAAGCAGAGAUAUCAGGCUUUGUCGGAGAGCUUAAAAGCAGCAUGAAAAGAAAAUGUUAAUGACAGAUAUCUCAAGCUAGUUCCAGAUGCGCGAAUUCUUCUCGUUGACUGAAUUGCGCAACAAAGAAUCCAUCAAUGUUGCCAUGUUUCUAUAGUAUGUUUUGGUGUCGAGAAAGAAACUCGGACACUUCCAUCAUCAUGGGAAAAAUUUUUGUAGUGAUUUAGGUCCAAGAUUCAUGUUUUUUUUUGGCUUAUUUUGCACUUCUUUUUUGAUUGGAAACUUGGGAGUUUUUGAGUCCUUGGAAAAGCUUGGAUUGAUAGAAGAAGAGGUCAUGUAAUUAGCCAUUUACUAAGCUAUUGAAUACAAUAUAUUUUCAUCGAGUAA